ACAACUUCCUGUUGAUGCAGUGGCGGCCCGUACUUACUACUAAGGUACAUAAAUACGAAAAGCUGUGGAAAUGAUACACGUAAAACCUCCUCCAAUAACACAAAAAGCGUCCUACAAUUUACGGUGGUUGGAAGCCGAAGGCCACGAUGUUAAUUUAUCGGGAAUUGCAGUUAACUCCAAAGGAGACAUUGCCGUGUCCGACCAGGGAUGUGAUCGUCUCAUCAUUUUGAACGAAGAUGGAACAUUCAAAGAAACAAUCGGUGGUAGUGGAACAGAAAAUGGCAAUUUGUCGUUACCUGAUGGAAUAGCGUACAACAAAAGCAACCAUUUGUUAGUUUCUGAUUAUGGAAACCAUCGUAUUCAACUGUACGAUUGUAGAGCUGGUAAAUUUUGUUUUUCAUUUGGAUCUGGUGGGACAGCUGAUGGGCAGUUUAACUUUCCCUGUGGUUUGUCCAUAGACGAACAUGACAAUAUAAUUGUUAGCGACUGGGGCAACAAGCGAGUUCAAGUUUUCGACGAACGCGGAAAUUUCAAGCUUAAAUUUUCAAGUCACGCUAUUUUGGAGAAGAAAUCAUGGGGAUGUCGUGACUCGUCUGGCAUAAGCGAACCCCAACACUGUGUAGCUUUUAAAAACUCAUAUUUCAUGACGGAUGGAUGUGCAAACUGUGUAAAAGUAUUCGAUAAAAGUGGGACAUUUAUACAUAAUAUUGGUUGCAUGAAUUCCCCUCAAGGGGUCGCAGUUACCGAAAGUGAAAUUUUGUGUGUUUGCGAUUCGAACAAUAACAGUGUGCAGAUGUAUUAUCUCGAUGGUAAACUUAUUUCUAAUUUUCCCCACCUUAACUGGCCAAUGUACCUUGCAGUAGGAGUAAAUGGAGAAAUUUUUGUGAGUGAGAGGGGAACUUGCCAAAUUACCGUCUUAAAAUUACCUUAUUAAAUAUAUAAAAAUUUGAGACGAUCACCAAGUCCAUUUAGUUAAUGGGCCUUCAAACCAGACAGAUUUUGCAUACAUAUCAUAUUUCAAACAAUCCAUUUAACGAAAUACUUACAGCUGCUAACCGCCUUGAAAUAAUUCAUACAAUUUGUGAAAUAAAUGAUUAUCCGAAGACUUUCCUAUUGUUCGCGAGUGUGUGUUUUUCAUUUUUUCGUUUAACUGAGUGAAGACCCAACGCGAAAAUGCCAUGUCACGCAAUAUGUUAGCCUAUUUAAGAUACAAACAGCCUCUCCGCGAAACGAAAACCUGGGGACAUCUUGCGGAGAGAUUGCUUUCAUUUCUUUCGGCAAGCAUAAGGUGAGCAAGC
Molecule: messenger RNA, 1298 nt
Organism: Pocillopora verrucosa
Lineage: Eukaryota; Metazoa; Cnidaria; Anthozoa; Scleractinia; Pocilloporidae
Product: E3 ubiquitin-protein ligase TRIM71
Molecular function (GO): protein binding
Source: RefSeq, a predicted model, not a curated record